GAGAGAGAGAGAGAGAGAGAGAGAGAAAAUGGUAAGACUAGGAGGGUUUUUGGUGUGCCUCUUGAUCGUGGCAAUGGACAUCGUAGGUGGGAUUCUGGGCAUCGAAGCAGAGCUUGAACAAAACAAGGUCAAGCACUUGAGGCUAUGGAUUUUCGAGUGCAGAGAACCAAGCCAUGCAGCUUUCAAGCUAGGAUUAGCCGCAGCAGGACUUUUGGUUGCAGCCCAUGUUGUUGCUAACUUGCUUGGUGGAUGCAGUUGCAUUUGUUCUCAAGAAGAGCUCCAAAAGGCACCUCCUAAUAAGCAACUCUCUGUGGCUUGCCUCGUCUUCACCUGGAUCAUUUUUGGGGUUGGAUUGGCCAUGCUGGUGAUUGGGACUUGGUCAAACCACAAGUCAAGAGCUUCAUGUGGCUUCACACACCAUCAUUUUCUGUCAAUUGGAGGGAUCUUGUGUUUUGUUCAUGGCCUGUUUUGUGUAGCAUAUUACAUAUCUGCCACUGCAUCCACUGACUAAAACCCAGUUCAGUAUCAAUCAUUCAGUCCAUUCUUAUAUAUUUGUUUCCUUUUGCCAAAUUACUUUACUAAUCCAUCCUUCCAUGCUUACACCAUGCCUCCUGACUGUGAAAUGACAAUGCUACCCUUUACCACUCACUUAGUGCCAUGUAAGACAAUUUUAGUGCUAAUCUCUCCUUACUCCUCAAGUAAUUUAAUAUAAAAGGAAUGGAUUAUAUUCAAUAAUGCUGCUUAUCUCAAGAUCAUAUUGUUAGGUGCCUUUUUCUUUUUCUUUUAUUUUCCAAAGGCCAUGGAUUAAUAUAGAAGAUGGAGCAAAAGACUCAAUAGCGUAGUGGUUCGGAGCAAUUGCUCCUCCCAGAAAAGGUCAUGGGUUGAGUCCUAGCAUCCGUGUAGUGUGUGUGAGUUUAAUAUACUAUUGUCCCUCUCAAUAGAAAAGAUCAUAAAAAAAAAAAGAAAAAAAAAAAGAAA
Messenger RNA from Prunus avium (sweet cherry), 978 nucleotides. Its product is annotated as protein VASCULATURE COMPLEXITY AND CONNECTIVITY-like. The record is from RefSeq and is a predicted model, not a curated record. NCBI's taxonomy places the organism in Eukaryota, Viridiplantae, Streptophyta, Magnoliopsida, Rosales, Rosaceae.